Kuraishia capsulata CBS 1993 is the source of this 303-nucleotide messenger RNA. RefSeq lists its product as uncharacterized. The transcript has a single exon. Lineage: Eukaryota; Fungi; Ascomycota; Pichiomycetes; Pichiales; Pichiaceae. Bases 1 to 303 code for a protein of 100 amino acids. The record is from RefSeq and is a predicted model, not a curated record.
AUGUUCGAAUAUUUGAAAUCGCAAAAUUCCAUUUUCGAUAUCAAUGAUAGAUCAACCUGGGUUGAACGAAACCUGCCAUUUCACAGUCCUCAUAACGUCUUUUUGCUUUAUGAGUGCAGUCAUGAGGAUUUUAUGUGGGAUGUAAGAGCAGAGUCCGGUGUGCUUGAAGCGUAUUCAAGACUCUGGGAUACCGAAAAAUUGCUGAUAUCUUUUGAUGGGUUUAACCUGGGGUUUCCCCACCGUCCUGAUCGUGAUGGUGUCAGUCCAGCUUGGCCCCGGAAUCAGAUCCUGAGAGUGAUAUGA